Messenger RNA from Bipolaris oryzae ATCC 44560, 336 nucleotides. RefSeq lists its product as uncharacterized. Lineage: Eukaryota; Fungi; Ascomycota; Dothideomycetes; Pleosporales; Pleosporaceae. The transcript has a single exon. The record is from RefSeq and is a predicted model, not a curated record. Bases 1 to 336 code for a protein of 111 amino acids.
AUGUCGAAGACUCAUGACACAUCGCACACUCGAAUAUUCAACCCUUCUGCUGCUCUGCUGCUCUGCUGCUCUUGCUAUACACACUACACGACGCUCACCCUCCUCCCCUGCAUCCUCCGGAUCCCGCGCUGCUGCUGCCCGAACACGCUAUCGGCUUCGUCCCGACACCGACUCGCUGAUCCCCAUCGCCGAUCGCUAAGACGUCUCGGAACGGCCAUAGUGAUAGAGUCGAGCUCCACAGCUGCAUCCGGCCACAACAACACACCGCCAGCACCUUUUUUUGUCCCUUUGUCGCUUAGUCCUGUGUCGCGUAAGGCAGUUCUAUCACCGUCUUAA